This is a messenger RNA of Ornithorhynchus anatinus (platypus), 3178 nucleotides long. It is a transcript of the gene ARHGEF26, whose product is annotated as Rho guanine nucleotide exchange factor 26. Gene Ontology annotation, biological process: activation of GTPase activity. The record is from RefSeq and is a predicted model, not a curated record. The transcript has 15 exons. Gene Ontology annotation, molecular function: protein binding; guanyl-nucleotide exchange factor activity. Bases 37 to 3012 code for a protein of 991 amino acids. NCBI's taxonomy places the organism in Eukaryota, Metazoa, Chordata, Mammalia, Monotremata, Ornithorhynchidae.
CCGGACCCCCGCCGGAGCCCCCGCCGGACCCCGGCCAUGGACGAGGAAAGCCCGCUGGAACUGCCCGCCCCCGCCGGGACCCCGCUGUGGAAGAGGCGAUCCAGCCCCCUGCCAGUCCUGCCGGCCCUGCCAGCCCUGCCAGCCCCGCCCGCCCGGACCAAAGCGCGGCCGAGGUCCUGCCAGAGCCCAGGAGGCGACCUCGUCACCCCCGGAUCCCCUCCCCUGCAGCCCCCGGCCCGGAUAGGGGGCAGCCCCCCGCCCUGGCACUGCCCCGGGAGGUCUCUGCCCAACGGGGGCCCGGCUGGGGUCUGCGGGGUCCAGAGGGUCGGGGGUCCGGGCCGGGAGCCGGCAAACCCACUGCUGGCCCCCAGCCCCCCAGCCCCAAGGGCGCCCGCCGGCUUUAUUCCCACUCCCGCGGCCUCCCCCACCCGCCUGACACCCCCGCAGCCGGGUUGGACAGCCCAAGACCCAGAGGGGGGGUCCCCGGCGCCCUCGUCCCCUUCCCCCGGAUCCAGGCCGCCCCUCCAGUCCGGCCGGCCGGCCCAAGGCCCACAGAGGGGGUCCCCGGCGCUCUCGUCCCCUCCCCUGGGACCCAGCCCGCCUCUCCGGCCUGGUCGGACAGCCCAAAGCCCAGAGAGGGGAUCUCCUGCACUGUCAUCACCUCCCCUGGGACCCAGGCCGCCCCUCCGGCCCGGCCGGACAGCCCAAGAGCCAGAGAGGGGGGCCCCGGCACUGUCAUCCCCUCUUCCGGGAUCCGGGCGGUCCCCCCAGCCUGGCCAGACGGCCCGAUACCCAGACAGGAGGUCUCCGGUGCCCUCAUCCUCUCCCCCACGUCCCCGGCCAUCAUCCCAGCCUGGCCGGACAACCCAAGCCCCAGAGAGGGGGUCUCCGGUGCCCUCCUCCCCUCCCCCGGGUCCCAGGCCGCCAUCCCGGGCCGGGCAGCCAACCCAAGGCCCAGAGAGGGGGUCCCCGGCGCUCGCGUCCCCUCCCCCGGGACCCAGGCCGCCCCUCCAGCGGCUGCCUCCCAGCCCCCUUCAAGGCCCCGAAAAGCCCGUGGUCAUCUUAAGCACCAACAGCCCCGCCGCCCUCAAAGUGGGCAAGCAGCAGAUCAUCCCCAGGGGCCUCGCCUCCGAGAUCAAACUGACCGGCAAAGCCACCGGCCCGAGCCUCGAGCCCCACAAGAGGGUCCUCAAGGUCCGCAGCUUGGUGGACAGCGUCCCCGCGCCUGAUGGGGACAGAGAGGUGGAAGAGGAGGUGGACAGCCCCGGCUCCCUGAGGAGAGGGUUGCGCUCCACUUCCUACCGCAGGGCCGUCGUCAGCGGCUUGGAUUUUGACAGCCCCACGAAUUCCAAGAAGAAAAACCGCAUGUCCCAGCCCAUCCUCAAAGCUGUCGUGGAGGACAGGGAGAAGUUUUCUAGCUUGGGGAGGAUAAAGAAGAAGAUCUUGAAAGGACAAGGGACAUUCGAUGGGGAAGAAAAUGCUGUACUGUAUCAGAACUAUAAAGAAAAAGCUCUAGACAUCGACUCUGAUGAAGAUUCCGAACCCAAAGAACAAAAAUCAAAUGAAAAGAUAAUCAUUCACUAUAAGCCUUUGAGAUCAACAUGGAGCCAGCUCUCAGUGGUGAAAAGGAAUGGUUUAUCUCAAACAAUUAGCCAAGAAGAAAGAAAGAGACAAGAGGCUAUGUUUGAAGUAAUAUCUUCAGAACAUUCAUAUUUACUCAGCUUGGAAAUCCUCAUACGGAUGUUCAAAAAUUCGAAGGAACUGAGUGACACAAUGACCAAAACUGAGAGCCACCACCUCUUCUCCAACAUUGCUGAUGUUUGCGAGGCCAGCCAAAAAUUCUUUAAGGAGCUGGAAGAAAGGCAUCAGAACAAUAUCCUCAUAGAUGACAUAAGUGAUAUUGUGGAAAAACAUACAUCAUCGACAUUUGAUCCCUAUGUGAAGUAUUGCACAAAUGAAGUCUAUCAACAAAGAACUCUCCAGAAAUUAAUAGCUACUAAUCCAUCCUUUAAAGAAGUGUUAUCGCGAAUCGAAUCUCAGGAAGAAUGCGGGAACCUGCCCAUGAUCUCUUUCCUCAUACUCCCCAUGCAAAGGGUUACACGUCUACCGUUGCUGAUGGAUACCAUCUGUCAGAAAACACCUAAAGACUCACCUCAGUAUGAAGUCUGCAAAAGGGCCUUAAAGGAAGUUAGCAAGUUGGUCCGUCUGUGCAAUGAAGGAGCACGGAAGAUGGAGAGAACUGAAAUGAUGUACACAAUUAAUUCUCAGCUGGAAUUUAAAAUCAAGCCAUUUCCCUUGGUCUCCUCCUCCCGGUGGUUAGUGAAGAGAGGGGAAUUGACUGCCUACGUAGAAGACACCGUGCUUUUCUCAAGAAGGACAUCUAAGCAGCAGGUCUACUUCUUCCUCUUCAAUGAUGUUCUCAUCAUCACAAAGAAGAAGAGCUUCCGUUCCAGAACCAGCCUCGACAGGAUGACCAAGCCCUACAGCGAAGAAAGUUACAACGUCACCGACUAUUCCCUACGGGACCAGCUGGUAGUGGAGCAGUACGAAGUAGAGGAGCCCAGUUCCUCCCCGGUGAAGAACAGCACGCCCAUCCUGUAUUCCCGCCAGAAUCCCGCCGGCCACCUCUUCACCCUGACCGUCCUCAGCAACCACGCCAACGAGAGGACGGAACUGCUGCUGGGGACUGAGACUCAGAAUGAACGUGCCCGCUGGAUAACUGCCCUGGGACACAGCAGUGACAGACAGGACACAGACCGGACAACGCUGACUCAGGUGGAAAUCAUCAGAACAUACACCGCCAAACAGCCAGACGAGCUGUCUCUCCAGAUGGCUGACGUGGUGCUCGUUUAUCAGCGAGUAAGCGACGGCUGGUAUGAAGGGGAGCGGCUGCGAGAUGGAGAGCGGGGCUGGUUUCCCACGGAAUGCGCCAAGGAGAUCACCUGCCGCGCCACCAUAGACAAGAACAUGGAGCGGAUGGGACGUUUGCUCGGACUCGAAACCAACGUGUAGCCCCCCCCGGGCUCUCCUCUCUUCGCGCCCCAACCUCGCCAGCGAGACCUACCCUGCAGCCCAGUGCCGGGCUGGGUCGGUUUGCGGCCGGGACCGAUUUUCGGCUUUCUAAAAUUGGGCCUAUUUUAUUGAACGACAAUAAAACAGGAAGUCCGUUUUCUGUAAA